Ilex paraguariensis (yerba mate) is the source of this 456-nucleotide messenger RNA. Lineage: Eukaryota; Viridiplantae; Streptophyta; Magnoliopsida; Aquifoliales; Aquifoliaceae. The record is from the annotation of a GenBank genome assembly.
AUGUACGCUGAUCGCGUAGAAGCUGGAACGAAUAGGUCAGUAAAGGAGCGUCUUAAUGGCAACGCCGCCGGCGAUUCUGGUCGCGGAGAGCAGAGGCAAGAUGACGACAAGUGGGAACAUGAUCUUUACGAGAAUGAUGAAUCUCAAAUUUCCAAUCGCAGAGUAGGUGCUAAAGAUCUUCGUUUGAAGCUCCAGAAGAAAAACGCCGAGCAAGCAACUCGUAGUGUAAGGGGAUCUGUAAGGGAUCUGCGUGAAAAGCUAUCUGGUAUAGCAUAUUCGCAGCCUGUGAGCACUGAUCCACCAAGGCCAAAACCAAUGCUUGAAGGACAUAAUUUUGUUAGGAAAAGUGUCACAGUUGAAGCCCCCGUGCCAGAGACCAAAAAAAUUGCCAGCUCUGUUACUAAGAAGAAGACUCAGCAAAAGGCAGAAAUCUCUGAAUUAUCCUGUUUGUGCUAA